Aspergillus niger is the source of this 1995-nucleotide messenger RNA. RefSeq lists its product as uncharacterized. Gene Ontology annotation, biological process: DNA-templated transcription. Gene Ontology annotation, molecular function: DNA binding; zinc ion binding. The record is from RefSeq and is a predicted model, not a curated record. The transcript is spliced from 9 exons. Lineage: Eukaryota; Fungi; Ascomycota; Eurotiomycetes; Eurotiales; Aspergillaceae. Bases 1 to 1995 code for a protein of 664 amino acids.
AUGUUAGCAGCGCUUGAGACAUGCCAAGAGUGGCGAUAUUCCGCUGCUUCGGAGCUACGGGCCCGCGGAGCCGCGGUCCCGGAAGGUCAGAACUUGCAACUCUCUUCGUCCAGCACGAAGCCAUUGUCAACAUACCAUUCUCUGCAGAAUUUAAUAUGUCAUCGCCGAGCGCUCAGGAAACCAUACAGGAGAGGCGACACCGGCUCUCGUUGGUCCCUCGGGCGUGCGAAGGAUGUAAAGUACGCAAAGACAAGGAAUCAACUCCAGGCAGAUAGAAUAGCGCAUCUUGAGGCUCUAGUAGAUAGCCUCGAUAAACGUUUCCGUGAUGUCGAGUCUAAGCUCGUUGCAUUGCAGAGUCCAAACCCUAACCUAGUGGCGCAAAGUGCAACCAACCAGACUAUCAUAUCCGCUGGAACUGGCCAUAUAGAAGGCUGCCAUAUAUAUGAGGGAGACACUUCGUUCACAAGUCAGUCGCUUCAAGCAAGUAGAAGUGCUCAAGACACAGCUCUCUCUGGCAACAUCCCAGAUAUCGAACACUCGCUUGAUCAUAUACAAAAGACCCUGCACGAUUCGCAAGAGUUCAUUCUCCGGAGAAUGAGAGCUCGUCAUCCUAUCUUUCUAUCCUCAUAUGCAAUAAGUGACCUCGAAAUUGUCGAAGAUCUCUGUAAAAGCGUCCUUUCCGAAACAAGCCGUGCAUCUGUCGGCCAGGUGGCCAGCAUGCAUGGUGUCCUAUUCUUUGUCCUGAAGGAGUUUAUAGCAAUGAAUGAUGGGCUCUGUCAGAAAUUUGACCUUACCACACACCUUGAUCAUUGUGAGAAGGUUUUUGCCGCGGCAAUGGAAACAUAUGACGUGCUUGCUCUCCCUAGCUUCGAAAACAUUCUUGCUUUGACAAUGGGUAUGGUCAAAGCUCAGGGCGAAGCAAAGCCCUCAUUAUACUGGAGGCUAGUUUCUGCCGCCGCAGCUCAUUGCCAAUCACUUGGAUAUCACCGUGAGACGACCUAUAGGAACAUUCUCUCUGGAAAGGCAGACAACAUAAGACGUCUCUUCUGGACUGUGUAUAUUUUCGACAAAAACAUGUCUCUCUUGUUAGGUCGAGUAUCGAACAUGCAGGGUGUCAUGAUCGACGUACGGUAUCCUGCGAUAUCAUCAGACCUGGGUCGCCGAGCAUGGGAUGAAUCUUUCAUUAUGGGAAUCAGGUUGGCGGAAUUUCAGGACCGGAUAUUCACUAGUCUCUAUAAUGCUGCAACGUCAAUCGAGGAUGCAUCUGAGCGAGCACGGCUUAUUAGUGACCUUGAAUCUGCCAUGGAACAAUGGCAUUUGGAACUGAAGCAGAUCAAUCCAGAAGGAGUCAACAACAUCCUAGUAUUCAAGUUGUCCAGAACAAAUUGGGAUAUUUCCUUCUACUCCACACUGACGCUGCUUCUUCAUGCAUCUUCAAAAACAGGCGAGGAGUCACAGAUCAGCUCUCGUUGCUUCAAUGCAGCCCGUAAUAGUUUACUGGCUCAUCUCAAUUCCUUCCCUCAAUACCAAAGCUCAAAGCUUCUUUCAGACGGUGAAUACUUCAAUUGGAUCCUAUUAUUCUCAUCCUUAACACCAUUCCUCGUGAUAUUCCUCCACGCCAUUUCUGAAAAAGACACUGAGAGCGUCGGGCUCCUUUCUCAAGUAGUUGGCACCUUUGAGACGUUUCGAAAGGUCUCCCAUGGCGCGGAGCGUCUGUAUCAAGUAUGCACUACUUUUACCAACAUUGCUGAGAAAAUCAUUCAAUCACAGCAAUCGUCGGUAGGGAUAUACGACCAGCAAGGAAGCUCUCUUAGACUGCCCGAUACACCGGGUAGCAUGACUCGAUUUCACCCUGAAGAUUUGCAAGAUAUGCUUGAUAUAGAAAAUGGCGACAGAGCCACCUCCUUGUAUGCUAGUGACCUUCUGAACGAGUUUCUUAGCGGUGAGCCGUUUUCGUGGAAUAGGUUCGAUUAUGAUAUUGGGAAUGGUCAGUGA